This is a messenger RNA of Prunus armeniaca (apricot), 1239 nucleotides long. The record is from the annotation of a GenBank genome assembly. NCBI's taxonomy places the organism in Eukaryota, Viridiplantae, Streptophyta, Magnoliopsida, Rosales, Rosaceae.
AUGUCGUUCAAAGGCAUUGUUCGCGAGCUGAGGGAGAUGAAAGAUGGAAUUGGGAGCAUGUCAAAGCGAGUGGGUGACCGGAAGCAUUGGCAUAGUAGGACGAUGUCACAUAUUGCUCCUGAUCUGGCACCAAACCCUCCAUCUGAUUUGAUUCAACAGGGUCAGUGGGCAAAUUUACCUCCGGAAUUGCUUUUGGACAUAAUUCAGAGGGUAGAAGAAAGUGAAACCACAUGGCCUGCUCGAGCUGUUGUUGUUUCUUGUGCUUCAGUUUGUAAGUCAUGGAGGGCCAUUGUGAGGGAGAUUGUCAAAACUCCUGAGCAAUGCGGAAGGCUCACAUUUCCAAUCUCAUUGAAGCAGCCUGGGCCUCGCCAGUCUCCAAUACAAUGCUUCAUUAGAAGGGAUAGAGAAACUUCCACAUUUUAUCUGCACUACGGUCUGGUGCCUUCUGAGGGUGAGAAAGAUAAAUUAUUGUUAGCGGCCAAAAGGAUUAGAAGGGCAACAAGCACAGAGUUCAUUAUAUCUUUGGUUGCAGAUGAUUUUUCUCGAGCCAGCAGUACUUAUGUUGGUAAAUUGAGGUCCAACUUUUUGGGUACCAAGUUCACCGUAUAUGACAGCCAGCCUCCAUGUGAUGCAGUACCUCAAACAAAUAGUCGAUCAUCUCGAAGGUUCCAUUCUAAGCAGGUAUCUCCAAGAGUACCAGCAUGUAACUACAGUGUUGGAACCGUCUGUUAUGAGCUCAAUAUUCUCCGCACAAGAGGCCCAAGGAGAAUGCACUGUGCCAUGCCCUCUAUUCCUGUCUCUUCUAUUCAGGAGGGGGGCACCGCCCCAACACCAACAUUGUUCUCACAAGCCUAUGAUGAGCACUUUGCUCCCUCACCCUGUUCAACAGUAAAGGAGCUAGUCACUGGUUACAGCUCUACAAACCUCUCUGAGCCACAUGUCCAGGGUGCAGAACCGCUGGUUUUGAAAAAUAAGUCCCCUAGGUGGCAUGAGCAGUUACAGUGCUGGUGCCUUAAUUUUAGAGGGCGUGUUACGGUGGCUUCUGUAAAAAAUUUCCAGCUUGUUGCAGCUGUUGAUCCAUCCCACAAUGUUUCAGCUGAAGAACAAGAGAGGGUAAUUCUACAGUUUGGAAAGAUUGGAAAAGACAUCUUCACUGUGGAUUAUCGCUACCCCCUGUCCUGUUUCCAGGCAUUUGCAAUCUGCUUAAGCAGCUUCGACACCAAGCCAGCGUGUGAAUGA